AUGUCCACUUUCAGAGGCGUCAUAGCUGAAUUUCCCCACAUCAGGAUAGAUUAUUUCCGUCAGCAACCGGAGCACAAAGCGCCGUUAGCAUGCUUCUUGAGUCAUGUACACUCUGAUCAUUUGGCCGGCCUCGAGUCGUUACGCGCUCCGUUUGUGUACUGUUCAGCUGCGACUAAGGAGAUACUGCUGCGACUAGAGAGAUUUUACUAUCGUAUCAACUUUGCUAAGGGUAUCCUUGAGAGUAGCAAUGUCACUUACGACAGAAGCAUGCGCAAACUGGCUAAGGCGCUCCCUCUUGACACACCAACCUUGAUUGAAUUAGCGCCAGGAAACAGUAUCAGGGUAACUCUUAUCGAUGCGAACCAUUGCGUCGGUGCCGUCAUGUUUCUGAUCGAGGGCAAUGGUAAAGCAAUACUGUACACCGGCGAUAUCCGUGCGGAGGAAUGGUGGGUAAACUCAAUAGUACAAAACCCAGUACUAUUGCCAUAUUCACUCGGAAACCGAGAGCUCGAUUGCAUGUAUUUGGACACGACUUUCGCUACGAAAAAGGAGCCCUAUCGACAAUUUCCGAGUAAAGCACAAGGCAUACAAGAGCUGCUGGACAAGGUGGGUGAGUAUCCGCGCGAUACAAUCUUUUACUUCCAUUCUUGGACGUUUGGGUAUGAGAACGUAUGGAUAGCGCUCUCUGCAUUCCUACACUCGCGCAUACACCUUGACGAGUAUCGAGCGCGUGUAUACGGUUCAUUGUCUACGCUAAAUAAGCGGCAAUUGCGAGAAGCAGGCCUCGAUGUCCCAGCAAGUAACAAGCCGCUUCAAGAAUCUGGACUGGAGAUCCGCGAGGCUCCUGCUUUAUGCGGUUUUAGGAAUGGAAAUCACAUACAACCGGGUUGUCUGACGUCUCAGGAGGACGUCCGCAUUCAUAGUUGUGAGCGUGGCAUGGGUUGUUCUGUCCUGGACCGCGAUUCGAACGCAGAGAUCAUACACAUCAUCCCCAUCGUUACGCGCACCGACGGAGUGGAUAUCGCCGAACUAGGCGCUGGAGGUGGCAAGGGCGAUCUCGAUCAGAAAGAAGAGCUAGAGUCUGGUGGAGUGGGCGGCAUGGACAAGUUAUUGGAGCUCUGUGCUGCAUCCAUAGACGAUGAGCGUUUGCUCGCGAAAGUAGUUGCGUUGGUACGGCGUACUCUCAUCGAAGAUGGCAAACUCGACCUCGACAUGCAGCUUCAAAAGCACAUUCAUGACACGCAAGACGACGUACUCCGGAAUGGAACUGCCGUCUAA
Alternaria postmessia is the source of this 1278-nucleotide messenger RNA. RefSeq lists its product as uncharacterized. The coding region runs from base 1 to 1278 and encodes 425 amino acids. Lineage: Eukaryota; Fungi; Ascomycota; Dothideomycetes; Pleosporales; Pleosporaceae. Gene Ontology annotation, biological process: interstrand cross-link repair; protection from non-homologous end joining at telomere; double-strand break repair via nonhomologous end joining. Gene Ontology annotation, molecular function: 5'-3' DNA exonuclease activity; damaged DNA binding. The record is from RefSeq and is a predicted model, not a curated record. The transcript is spliced from 4 exons.